AUGCGAGAAUCAUCACACUUAUGGGCUCCUCCAAUAUAUAGAAGACUUCUCAGCAUUGAUAAGAGAGAGCGAGAUAUGUCAGAGAGGUGUCUUUUGAAAAUUAAGUCUACAAUACUUCCUGCUCCAAUAAGUCUUUCAAAGGCUAUUAUUGAAGAUGUGAGGAAAAAUUUGCUGACGGGGAUGAAGGACUGGUUAGACAAGGGUAUGAAAGUUCAAACUGUCCUUGCGUGGGGGUGGUUUAUCAGCUUCCUAGGAUCUGGUGCCUUGAAGAACAGACAUUUAGUAAAUGAUAUGUUGAAGGUUCUGGAGCAAACAUUUUCAGAUCACAACCCACAAGUCCAGAUUGCUUCUCUGGUUGCCUGGCAAGGUCUUAUCGAUGCGCUGGUUCACCCUCAAAUACUGUACUGCAAAAGGAAUGCAAGUCAACAGUUACAAACAUCCUCAGGAAAAAGCAGUGAAUUGAUGUUAAAUGGAUUUUCAAAAAGCUUAAAGCUCACAAUGACACCUCUAACGGGAAUCAUUUCAAAUUGUAUAUCAGCAAAGUGUUCAGAUUUGAUCUCUGAUCCAAAGGACCAGAUAAACCUUCGUCUUUCAGCCAGAACCAUAAUUCCCGGGUCUGGAAGGUACUCAUGGAAGCAAUUCCUAUUUAGUCAGUUGGAUUUCUACUUUAAGAUGAUUGCUAUUAUCAUUACUCAUGUGGCAACUGCAACAAUUUCCCCAGAAAGCAGAAAAACAGCGUGUGAUGCAGCUGUCAGGAUAUUUAGAUCUGUUUUAAAGGGAGUGCAAAUGGAGUUUAGAAACCCAUUAAAUAAUUAUGAUAACAUUAUGUUCUGUUUGAAUAUAAUAUUUAGUUUCACAAAAAAAGUAGGCGAAGAUGCUAGUUCAGAAGGUGUUGGUGACUUGUUUAACACUUCUCUUUCUUUAAUAGAGGCUGCUGUGGAUGAAUUAGAACCUUCUAUUAUGGAAUCCCCUCUUUACAAGGUGGCUUUAGACAUCAAUUAUGUUGGCACUCUGGAUUCAGUUAAUUGUUCAAAAUUAACUAUAAAUACACCUGAGAUGGAAUUGAUUUUACAGAGGCUUCAAAGUUUUUAUAAAUCCGUACUGUCUUCUGAUGAUCCCCUGGAAAGUUUUCUUGCUUCUGUUGGUUUAUUAUAUGGGCACAUGGGUUUUAUGUACAUGGAGAUAUGGAUGGCAAUGGUGACAUGUCUUAAUGGCUAUAUUGAUGGUAUGGAGGAUCUCUCCCUAUUCAAAACAGAUUCUGGCAAAUCAUUUUAUAGGGCCAUCCGCCAUCUCUUAUCAUAUCCAUUCAUUUUGUUCUCUUGUUCUGAGAAAGAUUUAACCCUGUUGAACUCUGGUGACGCCCUGAAAGAAUCUUUUAUUUUAUCAGAGAGAAGACUUGAACAGGCUAUUGAGAUUUGGAAAUCGUUUUAUGUUUCUGUUUGUGCUGCAUUCUUUAAGUUGUCUACUACAAACACUCUUGGUGGUGAUCUGUGUGCAAUGUUAAAUUCGUGUUUGGAUGAAAACAGUAGCAUAUUUCGGUAUAAUAGCGAGCUUGGUUUACGUUACAAGGAUCUGGAGUUCUCUUGCAUUCUUUUCUCUGGCAAUGUUUUGUUGAAUUGCUCAGAAAUUGUACGGGAUCUUGAAAAAGCCCUUUUGUGA
Hibiscus syriacus is the source of this 1659-nucleotide messenger RNA. RefSeq lists its product as uncharacterized. Gene Ontology annotation, biological process: telomere maintenance. NCBI's taxonomy places the organism in Eukaryota, Viridiplantae, Streptophyta, Magnoliopsida, Malvales, Malvaceae. The transcript is spliced from 6 exons. The record is from RefSeq and is a predicted model, not a curated record. Bases 1 to 1659 code for a protein of 552 amino acids. Gene Ontology annotation, cellular component: nucleus.